This is a messenger RNA of Salvia miltiorrhiza (redroot sage), 2356 nucleotides long. Its product is annotated as pentatricopeptide repeat-containing protein At5g25630-like. The record is from RefSeq and is a predicted model, not a curated record. Gene Ontology annotation, molecular function: protein binding. NCBI's taxonomy places the organism in Eukaryota, Viridiplantae, Streptophyta, Magnoliopsida, Lamiales, Lamiaceae. The transcript has 4 exons. The coding region runs from base 345 to 2255 and encodes 636 amino acids.
AUUGACUAUAUUUUCUGGAGUCCCCUCAACUUCAACUGGCAGCCUCUAAUCACAACAUGCUGCCACAAAAUCUCCAAACUUUUCUUUUAUUUUUUGCUCAGUUUCUUGAUAACAUUGUGUGGAUAAGAUUGCAUUGCAUCUGCAACUGUAGUGAAAUGCCUCUCUUUCUCUCUCUACCAUACAAUACUCCGUUUUCACGUCCGCAUUUCCACUUCCAUGCAAAUUGCAUCCUCAGGAUAUCUCCAAAAUGAGAAGGCUCUCACCAUCUUGUAAUACAAUGCUAUGAUGUAUGCAAAAUCAGCCACAGAAGGUUGCUAUUUUCUUUCAGAAGACGGAUGUAACUCAUGGGAGACCAUAGUCGGGAAAGUAUCCAGUCAAUGGCAGUCGGAAAGGAGCAGAAUGGAUCGAUGACGAACAGCGCCAAAGUUGGGCCAUCAAACAUGGCAGAGCCUCAUAUGAAAGAGAAGCAAAUUCGUUCUUUUUCAGCUCCUCUAAGUUCUCGUAACGAAUUUUCCUGCUCAUCCUGCUUGAGAAAUAGCAGUUGCCAAACAGUUCGUUCAAGAACGAAGUUCAUGAAUGUUCUGAUAGAGAGAGGAAAGCCUCGAGAAGUCCCUGUCAUUUUCAAAGCUUUAGUCGAAGAGGGACACAGGCCUACCCUUGUGACAUACACUACUCUUUUGGCUGCUCUCACACUGAUAAAACAUUUCAAGUCCAUUGCUUCUCUCCUUUCCAAGAUAGAACGUGAUGGACUUAAACCUGACUCAAUAUUCUUCAAUGCAAUGAUCAAUGCUUUCUCUGAAUCCGGGAAUACGAAGGAGGCUAUGAAAAUAUUCAAGAAAAUGAAAGAGAAAGGGUGUAAGCCGACAACCAGUACCUUCAACACUUUAAUCAAAGGAUAUGGAAUCAUAGGUAAGCCCGAGGAAUCUCUGAAACUAUUGGAUGCCAUGUUACAAGAACAUGUGAAACCCAAUGACAGGACAUACAAUAUUCUCGUACGAGCUUGGUGUAACAAGGGUGAUAUAGAAGAAGCAUGGAACAUUGUGUACAGGAUGAUUUCAGCUGGAGUUAAACCUGAUGCUGUGACAUACAACACAAUUGCAAAAGCUUAUGCCCAAAAAGGGGAAACUAGCAGAGCUGAAGCUAUGAUUUUGCAGAUGCAAGAUGCAAAGGUGGAACCGAAUGAGCGAACUUGUGGCAUUGUUGUGAAUGGUUACUGCAAGGAAGGAAACAUGACUGAUGCAUUGAGAUUUUUGUACAGAAUGAAGGAUCUCAGAAUGCAUCCGAAUCUUGUAGUUUUUAAUUCACUUAUCAAGGGAUUUCUUGAAAAUAAUGGCCCUCCUGGGGUUGACAAGACGCUGUCAUUGAUGGAAGAAUUCGGUGUUAAACCCGAUGUUGUAACUUUCAGCACCAUCAUGGAUGCCUGGAGUUCCACUGGACUCAUGGACAAGUGCCAAGAAAUAUUUGAUGACAUGGCUAAGGCUGGAAUAGAACCAGACAUCCACGUAUUCUGCAUCCUUGCAAAAGGCUACGUGCGUGCUGGGGAACCAGAAAAGGCAGAGGUACUCCUGAAAUCCAUGGUCAAAUCCGGGGUUUAUCCCAACGAAGUAAUAUUCACUACAAUCAUAAGUGGAUGGUGCAGUGCUGGAAAAAUGGAGUAUGCUCUCAGAAUGUAUGAGAAGAUGUGUGAAAUGGAUGUAUCUCCGAACUUGAAGACUUUCGACACUCUCAUAUGGGGAUAUGGAGAAGCGAAACAGCCAUGGAGAGCAGAAGAGUUCCUCCAAGUCAUGGAGGAGAAAGGCAUUCCUCCUCCGAAGAAAACAAUACAGCUCGUUGCUGAUGCGUGGCGAGCCAUUGGAUUCUUGGGUGAAGCUAAGAGGAUCACCAAUAUCUCGGACAACAAUCAAAUUGCUGCUACAUCAAAUGGUAGCAAGCUUAAGAUCCCUCUUGAUAAUGUUGGAUCAUUUCAUCAGAACUAUAAGCAGAAUGGUUCGUACUCGAGUAAUAUGGGAGCAUCGGGCGACGUCAUAAGCCAUCAAAAUGGGACAACUGCUGCUGCUGCUGCUGGGAAAAGUCCCAUGAUGUUGAAAACAUCAAGAUAUUCUUGUAGAUGCCUCAUCAAAAUGGCUAAACCAGUUUUUCUUCCUAAGGCUUGUGGUUUGGGAGCAAAAAUGUCGGUGGUGUGGAAGAUGCAGAUGCAGUUCCAUGGGCUGGAUACGAAUUAUAGGUACACGAGUUCAUGUAAAUUGGUCUUCUGAAAUAUUGGCCACAGCUUGUUACAUAUUAUUCGAGAUAUGCUUCUUGAAGUUGUAAAAAAAUGCAUUAUUUUUUAAAUCCAAGUUAUUCCCACUUGAAACGA